Messenger RNA from Mesocricetus auratus (golden hamster), 1234 nucleotides. RefSeq names its product RNA binding motif protein 3 (gene Rbm3). Gene Ontology annotation, cellular component: spliceosomal complex. The record is from RefSeq and is a predicted model, not a curated record. The transcript is spliced from 7 exons. Bases 172 to 642 code for a protein of 156 amino acids. Gene Ontology annotation, biological process: regulation of translation; positive regulation of mRNA splicing, via spliceosome. Lineage: Eukaryota; Metazoa; Chordata; Mammalia; Rodentia; Cricetidae. Gene Ontology annotation, molecular function: ribosomal large subunit binding; RNA binding.
GAGCACGCACGCCGGGGCGCGCUGGGGUACGUUCGCUGACGUAUCCGUUACGCACGCUUUAUCAGGCGUCUUCCCGCGCGGCAGCCUCUCUGUUCUCCCGGUUCCUCAGAGCUCGCGGCGUGUCGAGCCUUUUGACUCUGAAGCGGGUUUGUGCAGGAUUUGCCUUGUGCCAUGUCUUCUGAAGAAGGGAAGCUCUUCGUGGGAGGCCUCAACUUCAACACCGAUGAGCAGGCACUCGAAGACCACUUCAGCAGCUUUGGGCCUAUCUCUGAGGUGGUUGUUGUCAAGGACCGGGAGACUCAAAGAUCCCGGGGUUUUGGCUUCAUCACCUUUACCAACCCAGAGCAUGCCUCAGAUGCCAUGAGAGCCAUGAAUGGAGAGUCCCUGGAUGGGCGCCAGAUCCGUGUGGACCAUGCAGGCAAGUCUGCCCGGGGAUCCAGAGGGGGAGCCUUUGGGGCCCAUGGGCGUGGCCGCAGCUACUCCAGAGGUGGUGGAGACCAGGGCUAUGGAAGUGGAAGAUAUGACAGUCGACCAGGAGGAUAUGGGUAUGGAUAUGGACGGUCUAGAGACUAUAGUGGCAGAAGCCAGGGUGGUUAUGACCGCUACUCAGGAGGAAAUUACAGAGACAAUUAUGACAACUGAGAAGGGGCAUGCACACAUAAUGUAGAUACACAAGGAAUAACACUUCUGAUCCAGGAUCGUCCUUCCAAAUUGCUGUAUUUAUAAAGAUUUUUGGAGCUGUGCCGGAACAUCUGUUUUAGUACAUCGAGUUCUAUUUUUGAAUUGAGCUCCCAAGGUAGUUUGUUAGCUUUUAGAAAGCUCCAUGUGUUCUUUAAACAUUUUUUCCCUUUAAAGACAAAUUUUAAGACAUUGGUUAUGGUACCAAUAUUUUUUCUUUUUACCAAUUUUUUUUUAGGACUGUUUUGGCCCAAAAAACUGUGGCCAGGCUAAUGUUUUUUAAAAGAAUGUGUAUUUAAGGACAUUUUAAAAGUUGAAUACAAUGUUUAUCAUGACCAGAAAGUGAUUUCUGAAUGUAUAAGCAAUCUGAAUCAAGAUCAUGAUUACCUAGAGAUGGUUUUUAUUCAAGAUCACUGUCCUGAUUAUAUAGAAGAGCUUCUUUAAAAUGAUUGUAAAUGUCAUUUUUUUAAUACUGGAAGAAAAGAUAUUCUGUUGUGUCUGGUGUGUUUAGGAUGUCCUUAAUGGAGCUAAUUAAAAGAUGAAACCUGAAGACAAA